AUGGAAAAGUCUAUCCCUGUCGCGUAUGAUCUUUCUUCCCACCAUGCUCUUGGUGGCGGUUCAUAUGCCUUCAAAACUCGCUAUCCAUUAUAUCUUAAAACACUUUUAUCUGACCGAAGUCGUAGGACUGAAGUCAACAUUAUCAUUCAGCCUUAUAGCCCAGCCCAUAUCGGAACCAUGUGUAGUCUUGGUCUUGCAUUCAUCCUUGCCCGACGACUGAUCGAUGAAGGGUUAGAUGUUUCAGUAACUUGUGACCUUUGGGACCGUGCCAAAGGCGAGGAAAUGACGAUUGACGGUGUCGUUUACCAAAAAAGCCUUCGUGACAAGGGUACAUUCCAAAAACACCUCCCAGGCUAUGUUCAAAUCAUAAACGAGCUUGCUAGCCAGUACAGAGUUCAUCAUCGCAUCAGAAUGGAAGAGGAGUUUGGGAGUAAUCCUGAGAUACCUGACGUUCGUUGCGAGAUAGUUAUCAGGCGAGAACUCUAUGGCAAGGUCCUGGCACCGGAACGAGGCUCACUGGCUUUCCGGGCUUCAUGUCCUGAAUGUGGAUUGGUGGAGAAGUAUGGUACUCGGAAUGUGUAUGCAGACGAUGGCUCGGCUGUCACAUUCCAAUGUCCUUCGCAUGGCCUUUUCACCUGCAAUGCCCCCAAACGGAAAGCAACCGAUUCCAGUUCAACUGCCAGCUCUUCUAUCUUGUCCUUGGACUCUUCUACCAAAAAACACCUUACAACUGGAUUGAGAUUUGCGGAAGCGAUUAUGCGGGGUUCUGGCAGGAGCAAUUGCUAUGGCGAUUUCUGUCCAAGCCCAUAA
Messenger RNA from Fusarium verticillioides 7600, 810 nucleotides. RefSeq lists its product as hypothetical. The transcript has a single exon. Lineage: Eukaryota; Fungi; Ascomycota; Sordariomycetes; Hypocreales; Nectriaceae. Bases 1 to 810 code for a protein of 269 amino acids. The record is from RefSeq and is a predicted model, not a curated record.